Seriola aureovittata is the source of this 3474-nucleotide messenger RNA. It is a transcript of the gene kif3a, whose product is annotated as kinesin family member 3A. The transcript has 18 exons. The record is from RefSeq and is a predicted model, not a curated record. NCBI's taxonomy places the organism in Eukaryota, Metazoa, Chordata, Actinopteri, Carangiformes, Carangidae. Gene Ontology annotation, biological process: microtubule-based movement. Gene Ontology annotation, molecular function: ATP binding; microtubule binding; microtubule motor activity. The coding region runs from base 161 to 2359 and encodes 732 amino acids.
CCUGACAACAAGCUAUCGGAUGUGAGCCUCUGAUUCUGAUGAUAUGGGCACAACGCUGACAUUUAAAUUCCUUGGAUAACCUAGCGUCAUACGAACGAAGCCUUACAAACGUUUUAUUAUCACUAUUCACAUAUUAUAAUCUCCCUUCUGCAAUCACACUAUGCCGAGCAAUAAGCUUGAGAAACCUGACAAGCAGGAAGUCAGUGAUAAUGUCAAGGUGGUGGUGAGAUGUCGUCCCCUCAACCAGAAAGAGAAGAUGAUGGGCCACAAACAGGCCGUCAUUGUGGACGAAAUCCGUGGGACCAUAACAGUUAACAAGCUGGAGACUCCUCAGGAGCCUCCCAAGACCUUCACCUUUGACACUGUGUUUGGACCAGACAGCAAACAGCUUGAUGUCUACAACCUCACAGCCCGCCCCAUCAUCAACUCAGUAUUAGAGGGUUACAAUGGCACCAUUUUUGCAUAUGGACAAACUGGCACAGGAAAAACAUUCACCAUGGAGGGUGUGAGAGCAGUGCCAGAACUCAGAGGGAUUAUCCCGAACUCCUUUGCACAUAUUUUUGGUCACAUUGCCAAGGCAGAGGGAGACACCAGGUUUUUGGUUCGUGUUUCAUACCUGGAGAUUUACAAUGAGGAAGUGCGGGACUUGUUGGGCAAGGAUCAGAUGCAGAGGCUAGAGGUUAAAGAAAGGCCAGAUGUUGGUGUGUACAUCAAAGACCUCUCUGGUUACGUUGUGAACAAUGCUGAUGACAUGGACAGGAUUAUGACACUGGGGCACAAAAACCGGUCUGUUGGUGCCACAAACAUGAAUGAACACAGCUCUCGCUCUCAUGCUAUCUUCACCAUCACUAUCGAGUGUAGUGAGAAGGGUGUGGACGGAAACCAGCAUGUGCGCAUGGGAAAACUUCAUCUGGUUGACCUGGCAGGUUCAGAAAGACAAGGCAAGACUGGAGCCACAGGUCAGCGUUUAAAGGAAGCAACAAAAAUCAAUCUCUCUCUCUCCACACUGGGUAAUGUCAUCUCUGCCUUGGUGGAUGGCAAGAGCACACACGUCCCUUACAGGAACUCCAAACUAACCCGUCUGCUGCAGGAUUCACUCGGAGGAAACUCUAAAACCAUGAUGUGUGCAAAUAUAGGCCCUGCAGACUAUAACUACGACGAGACCAUCAGUACCCUCCGCUAUGCCAAUAGGGCUAAAAACAUCAAGAACAAAGCCAGGAUCAAUGAGGAUCCCAAGGAUGCUCUGCUGCGCCAGUUUCAGAAGGAGAUUGAGGAGCUGAAGAAGAAACUGGAGGAAGGUGAAGAGAUCUCUGGCUCAGAGGGCAGUGGAUCAGAAGAGAUGGAUGAAGGUGAUGAUGACGGAGGGGAGGCAGGAGAGAGCCGCAGAAGAAGAAGAGACAGCAGCAGCAGCAGCAGCAAUAGGUCAGAAUUUGCCUGCUCCUCCUCAGUGUCACCACCCACUGAGAACAAACCUCAGAAUAGGAGGAAGAAGGUUUCUCCAGACAAGAUGGUGGAAAUGCAGGCAAAAAUUGAAGAGGAAAGAAAGGCUCUGGAGGCCAAGUUGGACAUGGAGGAGGAGGAGAGGAACAAGGCAAGAGCAGAACUGGAGAAGAGGGAGAAGGACCUGCUUAAAGCCCAGCAGGAGCACCACCUUCUGCUGGAAAAACUGUCGGCUUUAGAGAAGAAGGUGAUCGUGGGUGGGGUGGACCUCUUGGCCAAGGCUGAGGAGCAGGAGAAGCUCUUGCAGGAGUCCAACAAUGAACUUGAAGAACGUCGCAGGAGAGCAGAGCAGCUGCGGAAGGAACUAGAGGAGAAAGAGCAAGAGCGUCUGGACAUAGAAGAGAAAUACACAAGCCUGCAGGAGGAGGCUCAAGGAAAGACCAAGAAGCUGAAGAAAGUAUGGACCAUGCUGAUGGCUGCCAAAUCAGAAAUGGCAGAUCUACAGCAAGAGCAUCACAGAGAGAUUGAAGGUCUCUUGGAGAACAUCCGCCAGCUGAGCCGAGAGCUUCGGCUCCAGAUGCUCAUUAUAGACAAUUUUAUUCCCCAGGAAUACCAGGAGAUGAUAGAGAAUUACGUGCAUUGGAAUGAAGACAUUGGAGAAUGGCAGCUGAAAUGUGUGGCAUACACUGGCAACAAUAUGAGAAAACAGACCCCUGCUCCAGACAAAAAAGAAAAAGAUCCUUUUGAGGUGGAUCUGUCCCAUGUGUAUCUGGCUUACACAGAGGAGAGCAUGCGGCAGUCACUGAUGAAACUAGAGAGGCCAAGAACCUCUAAAAGUAGCAAGAGUGGUCGACCCAAGACAGGGCGAAGGAAAAGAUCUGCUAAGCCAGACGCUGUGAUCGAAUCCCUUCUGCAGUAAAGACAGCGUAGAGGAGGGCUACGUUUGACUGCAACUUUCAUGUUACCCUAUGAAAAGAAGUCAUUUGUCAAGUCUAAAAGUUAUUGCUGAACAUUAUUUAAAAGAUUAUCUUAAUGCACUGUAUAGCUGACAUGGUUCAAAUUUGAAAUAUAAAUAAAUUUGUGCUGUUGUUUGGAGAGCACUCAUGGUAGGAUUAAGACCUUUUGGCCAAGAGGACGUGUUAUUUGUAUUAUGGUGUAAGAAUUUUAAUGUUGCUUGGGCGCAUUUCAAUGGCAGCAGCCUCUAUCUUAAAUAAGUUCAAUCAUUUAAGUACAACUACUUUAAGGAGGAAAUAUUCCAUAAAUAUAUUUCACUUGCAACAUCAAUAGUUUAGAAAACGAUCAACAAUCUGAAAGAAUCUGCAGAUUUGAUGGGAUGCUGAAAGCAGAAUUUGCACACAGGAACAGCAUUCAUAUUUCCUAUGUUGAGUGUAUUUAACUCAAGGGUUUUGCGAUGAAUACCACACAGAUUAAGUCUUAACCUCUGUUUUACUGAUUUCCUACUAUGUGACAAACUGAUUCAUAUUAAAUGGGCUGUGCUAAUAUGAACACAUUAUAACUGAAUUCUAAUUCAAUUCUAAUAAUUAAUUUUCACUUAAAUUAAUCUUUUUGUGCACAAGCUGUAGCCUUAGUGUUUCUUCCCACUGAAUACAUGAAAUCAUCAACAUGGAGAGAAACAAAAGUAAACACUAAUGUAGGGGGAACAAGGAGAAGAGUGUAUGUAGUAUCAAGUAUGUAACUGAAAAGUGCGCUUUCUACUUUUUCCUUUAGGUCAGAAGCAUAGGGGCAUGCAUGCCAGCCAGCUCUUAUGUUAGUGCCAUUUGCUAAUUUAAGCAAGUCAUCUUUUUAUUUUUAUAUGUCAGAACACUCUGUGUUAUAUUGAGAUGCAUCAUGCAUAGUGUAUGCCUUAGUAUAAUACUGUGGUAUGAGGUUUUUGUGGAGAUCAUUUAAUGUCAUGAUGUCGGUAGUGGAGACAAACUGGCUUUUAUUUUGUAUCAUAAUGUAUGUCAAAUGUUUACACCCACCAAACCCCUGGAUAUUUUAUUUAUUAAAUUAUUUUACAUGUUUUACCUCCCA